AUGUUCUUCCAAAUGCAAGCAAUUUCUCCGAUCAUUCUUGGGUUAACUGCACCAAUCGCCCUUACCACCGGAGCCAUUACCUCUCUAGUAGCUGCAUCCAUCAGUGGUGCCGUUAACUAUUUUGUCUUGUUGCCAGUAACUCAGGGGAUCAAGGAAGAGAGAAAGAAGGUCGCCAAGGAAUAUUCUGGUGACGAAUUGGAAUUGAAAGACGCACCGUUACGUAAGAGUUUCGGCCAAAGUCACGGAUUAAGUUUGUUGUUGAAUAUGACCAAUGUCUUGGGGACCUUGGCUUACGGUAUCUAUUUAUCGAAGGGGAUUUUCAAAUACAUCCCUAAAUGA
Kluyveromyces lactis is the source of this 339-nucleotide messenger RNA. It is a transcript of the gene TMH18, whose product is annotated as Tmh18p. The transcript has a single exon. The record is from RefSeq and is a predicted model, not a curated record. Lineage: Eukaryota; Fungi; Ascomycota; Saccharomycetes; Saccharomycetales; Saccharomycetaceae. The coding region runs from base 1 to 339 and encodes 112 amino acids.